Molecule: messenger RNA, 639 nt
Organism: Fragaria vesca subsp. vesca
Lineage: Eukaryota; Viridiplantae; Streptophyta; Magnoliopsida; Rosales; Rosaceae
Exons: 5
Coding region: 1-639 (212 amino acids)
Biological process (GO): mRNA splicing, via spliceosome
Cellular component (GO): U12-type spliceosomal complex
Molecular function (GO): protein binding
Source: RefSeq, a predicted model, not a curated record
AUGCGACUUUUGAAGCUGAUAGAGCGGCGGCGUUUGUCUCCGCUGACGCGAAACGACGUCGUCGAUGACCGGAGGAGGAGCAUGGCUCACUCUUAUAAGAAACUAGCGCCGUCGCCGCUGCUCACACUCUCCGUUCUGAAACUCGACGGCUCUGUUUUCGAGAUUCAGGUUGGGAGGAGUGCGACUGUAGCAGAGCUGAAACAAGCAGUAGAGGUGGUGUUUUCUUCUUCGAACAGCAAGGUUCCAUGGUUACUAGUUUGGGGGCAUUUCUGCUUGUGCCAUGUAGGGAAGAAGCUAACUAAUGACAGAGCGCAUAUUCGGAAUUUUGGGAUCAAGGAUGGUGAUCAAAUUGAAUUCAUUAGGCAUAUGUCCAUCAGCAACAUGCCUUUCGAAAAAGGGUCUAAGAAGGAGAGUGCACCUUACAAACAGAAGUUAAUGUUGACAUAUGGAUCAAAUGAUCAUGAGACAAAAGAAGAGCAUGGUUCAGAGGAUUUUGACAAUAAUGUCAGUCAGGAGGAUGACUCUGGGGAUCAUCCCAAUAUAGAUAUGGAGGAAGGUCCUAUGCCUGAAUUCAAGUUGCCUCGUUUCUGGAAAGGGUGGCUCUCAUACUCCAAGGUUGUUGGAGCUUGGAGGUUUUAA